This is a messenger RNA of Capsella rubella, 1582 nucleotides long. Its product is annotated as FBD-associated F-box protein At3g52670. Lineage: Eukaryota; Viridiplantae; Streptophyta; Magnoliopsida; Brassicales; Brassicaceae. The transcript has 4 exons. The coding region runs from base 139 to 1473 and encodes 444 amino acids. Gene Ontology annotation, molecular function: protein binding. The record is from RefSeq and is a predicted model, not a curated record.
GACAGGCGUCUACUCUAAGUCACAGUUGGUGAGCUUCACGCCCGUGUACUUGUAGCGUUUUUGCGUUUUAGAGUGUUUGAAAUGCGUUAAUAGCACUGUAAAGGCACAAAUCGAACGCAAUUUUGCUGUCUAACGACAAUGGAACAAGAACGUUUGAGAAAUCGAGGUAUUAUGAAGGAGGAUAGGAUGAAUCAGUUGCCUGAAGAGUUGCUUCUACAUAUAUUGUCUUUACUUCCAACAGAAACUGUUGUAACCACGAGUGUUUUGUCUAAACGAUGGCGGUCUCUUUGGAAGUUGGUGCCAAAUCUUGAGUUUGAUUCUGAUCACCACCAUACAUUUUCAGAGAAUGUUUGCAAGUUUUUUCUUUCACAUAAAGCUCCUGUUCUAAAGAGUUUGCAUCUCAAAUUUGGAUUACAUGAAGUUAAUCCUGUAGAUGUUGGAAUUUGGGUUGGAAUUGCGUUUGCUCGAAAUUUGCGUGAAUUAGUACUCCAUUGUCUUCCUCAUCCAGAAACAUUCACAUUUCCGAGUAGCUUGUGUACUUGUAACACACUUGAGACUUUGGAACUCAAGUUUUUUCUUGUUGAUAUCACUUCUCCGGUUCUUAUGAAGUCUCUUAGAACUCUACGCCUUCAAUUUUUGGGCUUCAGGGGGGAUGAAUCUAUAUGUAACCUUUUAUCUGGCUGCCCUGUUCUUGAAGAUUUGGUUGUGGAUCGAUGUGGCUAUUGUCACGAUGUUGUGACUUUCACUAUUUCGGUCCCAUCUUUGCAGAGACUAUGGAUUCAUGAAGACAAUCAUGGAGAAGGGAUUAGAGGAUAUAUGAUCAAUGUUCCCUCUUUGAAAUUCUUGGAAAUUAUAGGACUAAAAGGUUUUGACUUAUGUCUAAAUGCGCCGGAGCUGGUGGAGGCAUAUUUUUUUGAAGGUUCUUCUUAUAUAAUCAGUGAGAAGUUUCUUGGAUCUCUUAAGUCAGCCAGACAUCUUUCCUUGGAUCUAUCACCACCCUUGGAGAUUGCAUAUCCUACUAGAAGUAACUUCGAUCAGCUGAUAUCUCUAGAGAUUGGUACACGUAAAGCAGAGUGGUGGAAUCUACUUACCCUCAUGCUCGAAAUUUCUCCUAAACUACAAGUCCUCAAGCUCACUGAUGAAUAUCUGAAUUUUAGAAAAGAUGGUUUGGUGGGCGGAAAAUGGAAUGAACCAAAGUAUGUUCCUGAAUGUUUGUUGUCUCACCUCGAGAAAUUUGUGUGGAUAAGGUACAUUUGGGAAAGAGAAGAAGAGAAAGAAGUGGCUACAUACAUUCUAAAGAACGCAAGACGAUUGAAGAAGGCAACUAUCUCCACAAAUUCCAUUGAAUCGAAUGAGUUCAACAAGUUAGAAAGAAGGCUUAAUAGGCUCAAAGAAUUGGAUGGUGUGGUCAGAGCUUCAAGUUCUUGCCACCUUUUGUUCGAGUUUGAUUCAUCUUGUAGUAUUCAUUUUUAGACUCUUCUAUCACAUAAAGCAUGUUAGCUAGUUUGGCCAGUUAGAGAGAUUUGCAUUGGAUUUGGAUAUCGAGGAUGGUUCUACUUAUAUAUAUCCUGGGUUUUAUCUA